This is a messenger RNA of Penicillium riverlandense, 1389 nucleotides long. RefSeq names its product putative nucleoporin. Gene Ontology annotation, molecular function: structural constituent of nuclear pore. NCBI's taxonomy places the organism in Eukaryota, Fungi, Ascomycota, Eurotiomycetes, Eurotiales, Aspergillaceae. The record is from RefSeq and is a predicted model, not a curated record. Gene Ontology annotation, biological process: protein localization to nuclear inner membrane; nuclear pore organization; NLS-bearing protein import into nucleus. The coding region runs from base 1 to 1389 and encodes 462 amino acids. The transcript has 3 exons. Gene Ontology annotation, cellular component: nuclear pore; nuclear pore central transport channel.
AUGUCUCUCUUUGGGGGACAGGCCCAAUCAGGCGGGAGUCUUUUUGGCAACUCCGCGAAUAAGUCCAGUUCUUUUGGUGGAUUCGGUGCCAGCACCGCCCCGGCUACCCAGCCCAGCGGCGGAGGAUUGUUCGGGUCCACGCAGAACCAGCAGCAACAACAACAGCCACAGCAGCAGCAGACGGGCGGUCUUUUUGGCUCCGCUGCCACAUCUCAGCCUCAACAGUCCGGAGGGCUAUUUGGGUCGAGCACUGCCCAGAAGCCGGCUGGGUCCUUGUUUGGAGGUAGUUUCGGGCAGCAGCAGCAGCCCCAGCAGCAAACCCAACAGCAGCAACAGCCGCAGCAACAGACCGGUGGUCUUUUUGGCUCAUCACUGCAGCAGAAACCAGCAGGAAGUCUUUUUGGUGGCGCCGCUCCGCAGCAGCAGUCUCAACAGCCGGCAGCGGGUGGUGGUGGUGGACUUUUCGGGGGUCUAGGUGCGAGCACGCAGCAACAACCGCAACAACAACCCCAGCAGCAGCAGGGCGGCCUCUUUGGUGGCUCCCUUCUUGGCGGUCAGCAACAACAGGUGCAACAGCCGCAGCAAUCGCAACUUGGUCAGACUACCAUGACCCAGCCUCAGCAGCAACAGCAGUCCUUGUCAUCGAGUCUCUGGUCGCCUGGUCGCGCUAUCACUGGAGUCCACCGAACCGUCCCCAUGCAGAUCGCUAUCGUCAAGGACAAGUGGGAUGCACCCAGCCGCGAAUCCCCGUUCCGCGCCUACCUCUACAACCAUGUUGGCGAGGAAGCCGCGCCAUUCUACCAACCAGGCCCCGAAGAUGACGAGACCAAAUGGGAGGAGGCCCUUCGCAAGCGGCCGGGCCCCGGCUACGUUCCUGUGCUCGUCAAGGGAUUCUGGGAUCUCGGCAAGCGCGCUCAGCGACAGAAGGAUUUCCUGACCAUGAUGCAAGCACGUCUCCACGAGAUCAAUAAUUGCCUGACAGACCUGCUUUCUCGCCAUGACUUGAAGAUCUCUGUCAAAAUCGCAGACUGCCGCCGGAAGCAUCUGGUCCUGAGCAAGCGCUGCCUUGCCCUCGCGGCCAAAACUCAGAUUCUGCGCAACCGUGGAUACGCGAUGGACGACGCAGAGGAGGAACUGAAGAAGAAGCUGACCCAACUGGAGCGCUCUGUCUUCGACCCGUCGCUGAAUGGUCGUGGCGAGGAGAUCUGGGCUCGCAUGCUGGCCAUCCACGAGCACUCGAAGCGGCUGCAGGCAGAGAUGUCGCGUGCCGGUGGAAAUAUGGCCUCCCCGAUUCUUGAUGACUACCAUGCCCAAAUCCAGCACCUGCAGAAAGAGCUCGGAACGCUCAAGAAGGAUUUCGACGAAGCACAAAAGCUGAAUGGAAACUAA